Molecule: messenger RNA, 522 nt
Organism: Glarea lozoyensis ATCC 20868
Lineage: Eukaryota; Fungi; Ascomycota; Leotiomycetes; Helotiales; Helotiaceae
Product: class V chitinase, putative
Exons: 1
Coding region: 1-522 (173 amino acids)
Source: RefSeq, a predicted model, not a curated record
AUGAGCGCCACUUCACACACGGCCACUACUGUAAUGUCAGACCUCGCCCUGAUGAUCAAGUCCCGGGAGAAUGGCAGCACCAGUAGGUUGUUUUCGAAGUUGGGACCAGUUAUUGUAGGCUUUUAUGGGGGUUCGCAACUCGACAAGGAAAGUCUGGGCGGAAUCAUCCAACAGUUCGCGGAUCAGGAAGCUCACCACCAGGUAGCGCAGACGUCCUUAUCCAUGCAAGUCUGUCGACCGGAGAUGCAUGGUUCGAAGAUAUUCGGAAUGUUUGUCGACACAACUGGAGAUCUGGAUGCUGUCAAGACUGCGCUUGGAGCCUGGAAUAACGGAUCAUGUGUCGGUACGGGCCGAGGUGAAGCCGAGGUUUGGCCGACCAUCUCCGUAAAAUUAAUUCCGGGGAAGAUCAACGACGACGACGACAAAAACAAGGACUACACUACUGACAACAUUAUCGAGGAUGUUAGUGAUAAACAGACUAAACUGGACCUCGUGAGGCGCACCAACCAUCGAACUACCUGA